AUGCUGAAGCCCCUGCUGCUUCUGUGCUGGACUGCGAUAUUCGUGUCAGCUGGUGACCAGCAGAUCGAUGGUAUCAAUAGCACAGGUGUUUCUGUUGAUUCGUCCCAAAAGAAUGUAAUAGGACAGCCUGAGUUGCUGUUAGAUAACACUAAACCAGCCACCUCAAGCAGUGAACAUGUGUCAUCUGUUCAGAGCGAACCACUUUCAAAUCCUCCAAAAUUAUCUGACUCCAGUCCAGAUACAAAAUUAAAAAUGUCAGCCCCACUUGCUUCAAAUGAAGAUAUACAUGCCACGUCUAUUAUAAAAAAUGCAAACACCUCAACUACUACAACUACUACAACUACAAGCACAACACCAUCCAGUACAACUACAUCGACUACUUCUACUACUACGACAACGACUGCUCCCACUACUACCACAUCGGCGCCAACGACACCGGUUCCUCCACCAAGUAUUAAAAAAUGGAUGGUUAGACAAGACAAUAAAACCUGCAUUAUUGUCCAGAUGGCUGCACAAUUUAACUUCUCCUAUACCGUCAACAAUAAGACGAUCCAGAAGAUGAUGGACAUACCCGGUACCGGCAACGGCACCGCGUCGGGAAUAUGCGGUGACGUCGAGCAAAAUCUCACAGUAUCGUGGGACGCGCAGAAGGACACGGAUAAUUUCACGCUGCAUUUCGUGAAGAAUGAGACGACCAAACAUUACUCUCUUCAUCAUUUUGAGAUCUCCCUUGCGCCGGAAGAAUUCCCGGCCGACAAGUGGAAUGAAACCGUGACGCUGAUACAUAUGACACCACAAUACGAGAUCGGAUUGAGCAAUUCCUACAGAUGUAUAAAGGAGCAAAGGUUGAAUUUAUACAUGAAGGAUGUGAACGAAACCGUAGGACAUCUGACGAUAUCUAAAUUGCAAUUCCAAGCCUUCAGGGGCGACAACAGCACUAGUUUUGGCCUAGCCAAAGACUGCGCAUUCGAAACGCCCGACAUCGUUCCCAUAACAGUGGGUUGUGCACUGGCGGGUUUGGUAGUAAUUGUACUAAUCGCAUACCUCGUCGGCCGUAGACGAAGUCAGGCCCGUGGUUACCUUAGCAUGUAAGCUAAGCGAAAGUU
Molecule: messenger RNA, 1106 nt
Organism: Odontomachus brunneus
Lineage: Eukaryota; Metazoa; Arthropoda; Insecta; Hymenoptera; Formicidae
Gene: Lamp1
Product: lysosome-associated membrane glycoprotein 1
Exons: 5
Coding region: 1-1092 (363 amino acids)
Cellular component (GO): membrane
Source: RefSeq, a predicted model, not a curated record